AUGGACUUGGACAACCCAAGCAGCCCGGCGUCUACACCCGCCGAAGACCGACGCAAAUCGGGUCGCAUGACGCGACGACCCGAAGUCUUUUCGCAAAGCAAUCACUCCAUCAUCGAGGCCAAUGCCAGCGGCAAGCGCAAGCGUGGCGACGCGCUCGAUCAGUCGGACAGUGACAAUGACAUCUCGGAGUCUGAAAGUGACGAUGCGGGCGACGAAGAGGCCGACGAGGAGGAGCUAAGAGAAAAGCGACGUGCCCCUCGCAAGAAGGGCCCAAAGAAGGCCCCCGCCAAGAAAGGUUCCCAUGCGGCGAAGAAGCCCAAGGUUGCGAGCAAUGGCGUGGGAAGACAGCUGGCUUUCCGACCUGCAACAAACGGUCGACUGCCGAGGUCGCGUCCCCGCAAGAUCACAGUUCGACCUAGCCUGGCAUCCGGCGAAAAGGGAUUAUAUGCCGACGUUUUCGGAAAGAGCAACAACGCCGAGACGACCACCGCCCAAUGGUUGAGUCAAUACCAACGCGAUCCCGCAGUGGCUAUGCGCGACUUGGUUAAUUUCAUUCUCCGAUGCACAGGAGAUGAUCUGGAAAUCACCGAGGAGCAGGUGGUGGAGGUGGACCAUGCUCCUGAACACAUUACCGAGCUGCAAGAGGUCUACAUCGCUCAUAAGAUCCCGGAUUAUCCCCUCGUUUCCAAAGAGAAGAAAUACCGCGCAUUCCAACCGGUUCUCGAGGAGUUCUUCGCCGCAUUGAUCCAGACUUUCCACCACUCCUCGAUUCUAUACACCGACGUGGCUCUUCUCGAGAAUAUCCAAAUUUGGAUCUCUUGUAUCUCGACAGCAGGUAUUCGGCCUUUCCGGCAUACGGCAACUAUCAUCUCGCUAGCUAUGACAACCGCUCUGUGUGGAAUUGCACGGGAAGUAACGACAACUGUGACCACCUCCCGCAAGCAGCUCGAGAGCGAGAAGAAAAAGAAGACCGUGAACAAAGGCCGGGUGGAAGCGAUCCAAACCGCAAUCUCUGAGGGUGAAGCCAAGAUCGAACGCCUGGACGAGUUCUUGCAAGAUGGGUUCGACACCGUCUUUGUCCACCGCUAUCGGGAUGUGGAUGGCGUUAUUCGGGGCGAAUGCCUGGCGUCUCUUGGUAGAUGGAUCGCCACAUACCGAGAAAUGUUCUUCGAGGGCCAAUACUUGCGAUAUCUGGGAUGGAAUCUGGCUGAUGUGGUUGCUCACACUCGCUUGGUAGUCCUGACGCAAUUGCUGCCUCUUUACGAAAGCAAGGACAAUGUUGCUGUUCUCCAUUCCUUUACGGAUCGCUUCCGUCCGCGUAUUGUGGAGAUUGCUGCGCAGGAUGCCGACAUCAAUGUUCGUGUGGCUGCAAUUGAGCUGCUGAACCACCUUCGUGAAGGGGGAUUGCUUGAACCGGACGACAUUGAUGCCAUUGGUAAAUUGGUUUUCGAUAUCGAUCCUCGGAUACGGAAGACGGCAGGUCGCUUCUUCGUUUCCAACGUCCAGGAUGCGUUCGAGUCGUCGACUGAGGAGGUGGCGGAUGAGAUGAACGAUAUGUUUGCCGAGGACGACGAUGAGGACGAAUUCGAGACGCCCAAGCGCUCAUGGAUCAAGUUCAAGGCGCUGGUGGAUAUCUUCCAGGCUUAUGAUGACCACGGCGAGGAUGAGGCGCCUGAACAGGCCACAUCACGCGGUGUGCUUUCUGGAGCUCCAGCAGAUUCGCGAUUCGUUUUGGCCACCGAAGCUAUCUACCCGCACAUGGAAGAACUCUCUCAAUGGCAGUCUCUCGCUGGCUAUUUGCUGUAUGAUCAUUCGCAAAUUGAGGACGAGCCGGAGGAAGACGAUACUGCGGGAGUUGUGCGGACAUUGUACAAGAUGAAUGAGGGGCAGGAGUCUAUUCUUCUUGAGAUUCUAUGUGCCGCAGUCAAGCUCCGCGUGCUUGAUGUCGCCAAGUCCGACAUCGACAAGCGCGGACGCAAGGUCAAGGCUCUGACUGCUAAGAUUCCUGAGCUGCAGGAGGAAAUUUCUCAUGGCCUUGCUCAAAUCAUUCCUCAACUUUUGAACAAAUUCGGAUCAGCUCCCGAGGCUGCAUCUGCUGUUCUGCGUCUCGAGCAUCUAGUUGACUUGGAUACUAUUCAAGAUCUCCAGAAGGAUGCUACCGCGUACACAUCAUUGCUGAACGAUAUCAACAAGCAGUUCCUGACCCAUUCAGACCAGGACGUCUUGGCUGAGGCUAGUGUUGCUUUCUUGCAUGCCAAGAGCUCCGAGGAAAUGCGUGAGGCUCUCGAGGGUAAAGUUCAGGAGUUGUGGGACGACAUGAUUGACACCCUUGGCGCGCUGUCUCGCAAAAAGGAAGUCCAAGCGGCCGCCUACAUUUCAGAUCCCACCAUUACCGAUCUUGCCAACACUGUUACGCGCAUUUUCAACCUCUCUACUAUUACCGAUUGUACAACCAUCCUGGAGACAGUGCCCAAGUCUCACUCAAAAUCCAGGAAAGAUACUCCCGUAGCCCCCUUCAAUACCCUCAUCCAUCUGAUUCAGCGUGGCACUCGCACGUUGGACGAGGAUGAGGAUAUUGCCAAGGCAGAGACUGAAGUGGUAGCCAACAGCAUCCGGACCUUGCUUUUCUAUUUCAUGUGGAAGGUACAGGCUCUCACAGCUGCAUUGAAGGAAGGGAAAGCGACAUUUACUACAUCAUACUUCGAAGCGAUCACCAAAAGCCGCGAGGCCUUUUCCUCUGCUCUUCUUGCUAUUAUGCAGAAGCGUGCUGGACUCGAUGAUCUUCGAUUCACAGCAGUAACAACGUAUCUGGACCUUCACACUCUCUUCGGCACUCUUCGCAAUAUCGGCCAGGGUGUCGGAAAUGAUGAGGAUGUUCUCUUCCAAGCUCAGAGCCUUGUGCACGAGAUUCCGUCGGCGGGUGAAUCUCUCGUCGCAAAGAUCCAAAGCGGUGCCGAGCGUCUCUUCGCUAAAAAGUCAAAUCGCAACCUUGAACCUGCAGAAGAUGAUGCACCCGCUUCCGAGGACGAACCCGAGGAUGACGAGGAGGAGGGCGAUUCCGACGAUGAAGCCGUCACCAACGAGCGCCUCCGUAGCAGCAUGAUUGCGGAGCAGCGUCUCUGUGAGUUGACUGGUAAGCUCGUGCUAGCCAUCAUCGGCCGCGUGAUUGAUGCCUCCGGGUCGAAGCGCGGCUCACUCAAGAAGCGACUCCUGCGAAACAAGAACGGGCUCGGCCAGAACUACCGUGAGGUCCUGUCGUAUCUCGAGGAGCGCAAGCCUCGCAGCGCGCCACGCAGCAGGGCUAAGCAGUCCGCCAAGGCCGGCGCCGAAGAAGGCGAGGCGCCUGCCACAAAGAAGGACUUCAAGUCUGCCGAGCGAGUUGACGAUGAUGAUGACGAUGAGGAGGAGGAAGGUGACAAUGCUGAUCCAGUGGAGGAAGAUGACGAGGAAGACUUGCGCACUCGUGGUCUUGUGAACGAAGAUAUUGACCGCGAGAAUGAUGAAAACGAAGAGCUCGAGGACCCAGAACCCGAAUCGGAUGAGGAUGAGGUGAUGGGUGAUUAA
This is a messenger RNA of Penicillium subrubescens, 3564 nucleotides long. RefSeq names its product cohesin subunit IRR1. The transcript is spliced from 2 exons. NCBI's taxonomy places the organism in Eukaryota, Fungi, Ascomycota, Eurotiomycetes, Eurotiales, Aspergillaceae. Gene Ontology annotation, biological process: sister chromatid cohesion. Gene Ontology annotation, molecular function: chromatin binding. Bases 1 to 3564 code for a protein of 1187 amino acids. Gene Ontology annotation, cellular component: cohesin complex; nucleus; chromatin. The record is from RefSeq and is a predicted model, not a curated record.